Messenger RNA from Prorocentrum cordatum, 465 nucleotides. The record is from the annotation of a GenBank genome assembly. NCBI's taxonomy places the organism in Eukaryota, Dinophyceae, Prorocentrales, Prorocentraceae.
GUGCUCACGGGCCGACCGCCUGCCCUGCAGCACCCCAACGGCCGCAUCGAGUACCAGUUCGAGCACCUCAACGGCGAUCUUCGAAGGCUGGCGCAGAUGCUCGACAAGCGCGGCCAGUGGCCCACCAGCAUGGUGGAGAGACUGGGCACGCUCGCGCUGCACUGCACCUGCGGCGACGCCGAGCGCCGGCCCACCUUCAUCCAGAUCGUCACGCACCUACGGGCCUGGCUCCGCGAGCCCGUGGAGGAGCAGCCCGCGGAGGACAGAGGCCACCACGCGCACGGGGGGCGCGGCGUCGAGCCGGUCGCCGCGCACGCGCAGCAGGCGCAGCAGGCGCAGCAGGCGCAGCAGGCGCGGCAGGCGCGGCACGCGCAGCAGGCGUACGCGCACGCCCAGCAGCAGCACUCGCAGGUGCCGUUCCCGCAGGCCGGCGCCGGCGGCGCCUCCCACGACGCGCGGCGCCGG